Messenger RNA from Zootoca vivipara (common lizard), 1934 nucleotides. It is a transcript of the gene CTSO, whose product is annotated as cathepsin O. Gene Ontology annotation, molecular function: cysteine-type peptidase activity. NCBI's taxonomy places the organism in Eukaryota, Metazoa, Chordata, Lepidosauria, Squamata, Lacertidae. The record is from RefSeq and is a predicted model, not a curated record. Gene Ontology annotation, biological process: proteolysis.
GCUAUCUUCUCUGGGGAGGAGGAGCAGCAGCAGCCAGCAAAGCGAAAGGAAAAAAACGAGUCCUGGCGAAAACCCAGCAGCGCCAGAGCGCAGCUCUUCCGGAGAGGCUCUCCAUGAAGCCGUGGCUUCUCCUCUCCUGCUUGCUGCCCUUCCUGGGAGCCGGAGAGGGUCGGCAUCACGGGUCCAGGCUGCCUUCGUUGCAUCCCAGGGGCAGAGAGGGGACGGAGGAAGCCGCCUUGCAGGAAAGCAUUAAGAGAAUCAGGCAUUUGAAUUCGUUCUCAUCUAGCGACAACGCUACUGCUGUCUAUGGAAUAAAUAAAUUUUCCCACUUGUUUCCAGAAGAAUUUAGAGCUACUUACUUAAAAAGUAGACUUUUUAAAGUUCCCAAGUAUAUGCCGGGAGCGAGCCUAGAGGGCACGGAAACACCCUUACCAGCAAAGUUUGAUUGGAGGGACAAGAAUGUCGUUACCAGCGUGAGGAAUCAAGAAGCGUGUGGCGGCUGUUGGGCUUUCAGCAUUGUCAGUGGAGUAGAGUCCGCGUUUGCAAUUAAAGGGAACGUUUUGGAGAACCUCAGCGUGCAGCAGGUUAUCGACUGUUCUUACGAGAAUAAAGGCUGCAGCGGCGGCUCUACGGUUACUGCGCUGAGUUGGCUGAAUCAGACACGUGUGAAGCUGGUGAGAGAUGCGGAGUAUUCUUUUAAAGCUGAAACAGGAAUGUGCCAUUACUUCAGCCGCUCCGAUUUUGGAGUCUCAAUCACAGGCUAUACCGCUUAUAACCUAAGUGGCCGUGAAGACGAAAUGAUGAAGAUGCUCAUUAAAUAUGGGCCUUUGCCAGUACUUGUAGAUGCAGUCAGCUGGCAAGAUUACCUUGGGGGCAUCAUCCAGUAUCACUGCUCCAGUGGCGAAGCAAAUCACGCUGUUCUAGUUACUGGUUAUGAUACGACAGGUAGCAUUCCUUAUUGGAUUGUUCGAAAUUCCUGGGGCACUUCGUGGGGAAUAGACGGCUACGUUCGCAUUAAGAUAGGGUCCAAUCUCUGUGGCAUUGCUGAUGUAGUUUCUGCCGUGUUUGUGUGAAGCGGUUGCUCUGAACGCAGGAUCGGUGACAGACAUUUCAAUCACUAUUUUUCCACAAUGUUUUAUUCUUCAGAGGAGACUUGUGGGCAUUCUGACAGCAACAAACAAAAGAAUCCCCUUCCAGCUAGUGCCAUAAAACAUUUAUAUUUGGGAACGUAAUGUCGCACUCUGCAGCAUAUUCCAGACCAUCAAUCCUGCAAACGGAAGAAAUUUUUUAUUACCAGUUCUAGUCUCAGUUUUGGGAAUCUUGACUCCACCUGCGCUUAACACAGCAUUUUAAAUAAGAGCUGAGUGAUUGUGGUCGGAGAGCUGGAUUUAUAUCGGGGAGGCCCGAGCUCAUCAGCUAGCAUUUCCCUGCUGUGCAGCCUUAAGACAAAAAACACACACUCUGCCUCAGUUCCCUGUCUGUAAAAUCCCAUCUUAUGAUAAUUUUGUGAUAACAAAAUACAAAUUUAUAAAACACAAUGCAAAUUAAAGUCAGAACUACAUGGACAUUGAAUAUACAGGGUGCAUACCUCUUAUUCCACCAUUUUGUAUAAUAAACUUGUAAUAAUUGUUUUUAGUUUAUUGUUGAUUUUAUCUUUUGAAUGUUUGAAGAUAUUAUUUUUCUACUGAUUUUUACUGAUUUUGUCUUCUUUUGUAAAUCACUUUGAGGUUAUCACAAUUGUGAUUAAAACAUGACUACAAUUUGGCUGGAUCAAUAAAGAAGUUUGUUUUAAAAAACCACUUUUUAAUUUGCAUCUGUCAUAAAAAAAAGUUGUUAGAUGUCAUCUAUAAAUUAACUUAAAUGAAUUCUCUAUUAUAUGGGCUGACACUUUUGCCCUGUUCAGGGAGGCUUUUAAUGUUUAAUAGAUUACUGUG